Sycon ciliatum is the source of this 3670-nucleotide messenger RNA. RefSeq names its product sortilin-like. NCBI's taxonomy places the organism in Eukaryota, Metazoa, Porifera, Calcarea, Leucosolenida, Sycettidae. The coding region runs from base 356 to 2755 and encodes 799 amino acids. The transcript is spliced from 26 exons. Gene Ontology annotation, biological process: vesicle organization; Golgi to endosome transport; endocytosis. The record is from RefSeq and is a predicted model, not a curated record. Gene Ontology annotation, molecular function: protein binding. Gene Ontology annotation, cellular component: Golgi apparatus; membrane.
AGUACAAUCUGACAUGUACCAUGUGUAAUAGUUCGUCUUCUUUUCUAGUUCUGUUCUUCAUUGGGCGGAUUGGAAGUGCUGCCCCACUCCUCUGUCCUGUUGUUUGAAGAAGAAACUGUGCUGCAUCUCCUGAUCUGAGUGCGCUUUCAAACCAGCCACCAUUUGGGCACGUGUGAACCUUACGCAUACGGUACUCACGGUAUUCCACGUCCACAUGCUUCCUGAACUUCCGGCGCUCCAUUUGAAAAGGUGCCCGAUCAAUUCUUCUUCACUGUAGGGUUGUCGGCGACCAGCGGAGUUUUUCAUUUUGUGGACUCUAGAAGGUGUUUGGCAAUUCCCCAGACCGGACCCUGCCAUGCUCAGCAGCAUAUUUCGCUGCUUCUGCGGAGUUGUAUUCUUUUGUGCUGUUUCAUCGUCGCUCCGACAUGCUACUAUUAGAAGCAAGAGAGCCCUCACAUGGUCAGGGGACUUGCUAAAGGAAUGUCCAAAAGACACAAUUCCACCAGCUGCGUUGGAAGUGCCAACCUACCAGUUUUCGUUCGACGAUGACAUCCACCAGUCAAUUGAUCUGCAUUGGCUGGGCAAAGACUCUAAGUCUGUCCUCAUGCUCUCAACCACCACUGCAAUCUCCUUAUUUGGCAGAGUUCAUACUCCAUCGUCCUUGUGGAGGAGUUCUGAUGGCGGUCGCCACUACGAGAAUAUUACAUCGCAAAUUAACGCUGACCCUAUUUCCAGCGCUAGUGGCUUUACAAAGAAUCCUGUGGAUCCCAACAUGGCAAUCAUUGUUGCAGCUGCUGUUUACAAGCGUCCCCGCAGCCACAUAUAUGUAACGCUAAAUGGAGGUGCCACCUGGAAACGUGUCUACACACCGUUCAAGCUGGUGUCGAUGCGCUUCAACACGUUUAAGUCGAACCUCAUACUGGCGGACUCCUCCACGGAAGGGUCACUUGGACGCAAUGGAACGCUCUAUUUGUCCACUGAUCAUGGAUUUACGUGGAAGAUGGUGAUGGCGAAUGUCAAGUCCUACGAUUGGGGCAUCGGUACACACACUGUCUUUGUUAGUAUCGCUGAUCCUAAGAAGAAAGGUGCAACACGGCUACAGCUGCUUCGUACCGACAAUCUGUUCGAGACCUACAGAGUUGUGGCGCCGAAUGUGUAUCGCUUCGUCGUAGUCAACGGCUAUCUAUUUGCAUCGGCCUACCAUACUGAGACACACCGGCAGCUAUAUGUCAGCAGAAUGAGUGGACGAUCUGCAGAUUGGCAGCUAGCCCGCCUGCCAGAAGCAACAGUAUCUGGGAUGUACAACGUUCUAGAUGUAGCUGAUGGCAUGGCACUUAUUCACGUUGACAGUGCAGGCGAUGGCGGUGGAAGUAUCUUCAUAUCUGACUCAUCUGGUGUUUAUUUUACGAAGGCCUUGGAUGAUCACAUUCAAUUAUCUGGCCCUGGCAAAGGGUCAGACUUCUACAAAGUGAAGUCAGCUCGGGGCACGUACAUCACCAGUAUUGCUGUAGCCGGGAGUGAAACCAUCCUCGGCUCCCUUGUGGCAUCUCGAAUCAGUUUUGAUCGGGGUGCACGCUGGCAGCCCAUUCACAUUGAAGACUGUACGAACGGAGGGGAUGCAUGCUCACUGCACAUCCACGGCAUACUGAGUCUGCAGCAUGGUCUUAUCCGGCAAGUACCUGCUAGUGACCCAGGUGCACCAGGUCUCAUCAUAGCUCAUGGUAACACGGGGAAGAGUCACUCUAGAAUCGUGGAUAUCUACCUCACCCUUGAUGGCGGCUACCAGUGGAGGAAGGUGUUGGCUGGUCCUCAUUUCUACGCCAUUGCCGAUCAGGGAAAGCUGCUCGUGGCUGUUCCUAUAGCGAAGGACCAUACCGCAGACACAAUCUACUUUUCAGAAAAUCACGGUGAGUGUUGGUCGAAAGUAAAGUUCAGCACAGUACCGUGGCACUUCACCGGAAUGGAGGCUGAUCCCAAGGCGCUUGGACUCAAGGUGACACUAUGGGGUUAUACCCCAGCUGAUGGACUCUGGCAGACCAUGGAGGUGGAUUUCUCGGAUGUCAUCGAAAGGCAAUGUGCAGAUGAUGAUUUUAACCAGUGGAGUCCGCAUGCACAAGGCGAAAAGGACGGCUGUCUUCUAGGUUACAGGGAGACGUUUGAUGUCAUCAAGCCUAAUGUCUGGUGCUUUAUUUCCGACGAUGCUAAGAAGGGCCGAGUAGAGCCGUGUCCAUGUGGCUUGGAGGAUCUUGAAUGUGACUUUGGCUAUGUGUGGAAUGCUGACAAGACCGAGUGUGUGCUGGACAAGACUGUGCCUGCUAAUAUCAGCCGUGGUAUGCUAUGUUCUACGGGCCAGAAAUUCUACAAUGCUUCCAAGGGGUACCGUCGGAUAGCUGGUGAUCUGUGUACGAAUGGCGUUGUGGAUAACCUGGUCAAGUUCACACAGCGCUCUUGCAUAGGACACGUGUCCAACCCACCCAACUUUGGUGACAGCAGCGUGCAGAAGCACAAGCAUGCCAGCAUAGUGGUGGCGGUGAUCUUCGGCUCCGUGACAGUUGUCGUCUUGGUCUACAUUGUGUACAAGUUUGGUCUGCCAAGAAGAAGAGGCCGUUACAACUACAGCUACAGUGCGCUGCGCACAAUGGAGGAUGAGCCUAGCGACGCCGAAGGCAGCGCUGCAAGUGCCAGUGCUGCACGCACACUUGCAGAUGUGCACAUGGAUGACGAGGAUAGCGAUGUCCGGAUAGUGAAACCAUGAGAUGUGACCUCAGCGUACUGUGAUCUCAGCGUAUUGUGACCUCAGCGUAUUGUGACCUCAGCGUAUUGUUAUCUCAGCGAUCAGUGAUCUCGGCUUAUCCUUGAAAUCCCAUUUCGAAGUGCACACACAUCAUGCCCCAUGCAUGUAUUUCCGCAGUAUUUCGGACUUCCACUCGCAAGUUCUUGAUGUCUGUGCUUAUUUCAUGGAAACAAACUACCGUUGCUACUGCUGUGAGAACGGGUUUACCGUUGUUGCUACUGCUGUGAGAGCGGGUUUACCGUUGUUGCUACUGCUGUGAGAACGGGUUUACCGUUGUUGCUACUGCUGUGAGAGCGGGUUUACCGUUGUUGCUACUGCUGUGAGAACGGGUUUACCGUUGUUGCUACUGCUGUGAGAGCGGGUUUACCGUUGUUGCUACUGCUGUGAGAACAGGUUCACCGUUGUUGCUACUGCUGCUGCUACUGCUACACUACUGGUGCUACUGCUGUACCUGAUGUUGUUGUUCAAUGACAGCAGUGCUUUUUCGGAAUUAAUUACGCCCAACACAAUUUUUAGUUGCAUUCUUUCACAAACGCCAAAUUGCACACCGGACAACAUCAACAUUUGACCAAAUCUGUUAGACAAGCAGACAACUAUUAUGGGUUUUAACAUGUUUUCUGUAUUUCUUGUGAAUAGAUUUAUGUAGCUUUUAGGUGAAGGCGGCAGCUUAUGAUGAAUUUUUUUAUGAUAAAGCUAUAUUGCGGCCAAUUAGGUUUGUGUGUUGUUGGUUACCACUGUGGUGUAUCGCAUUGUGGCUUUCGACAAUUCAAAUCCAUAUUGAAGUGGGCACUUGCAAGCAAAAAAAAGGCUGUGCUGAUUUUGUUUGUGCACCGCACUCACUUCAGCAUAAUCAUCAUGAAAUGUGUGUUGUCUCAA